GGGACCCAACAAUCCCCAUGAUCAAUAUUCAAUUCUAAUAAUAGAAAAGUCAAAGUCAAAGAUUUCAAAACAGGACAGAAAUGAGCGAAUCAGAAAGCGGGGUGUGCAAGUAAGGUAACGUUUGGUCAACUCAUCUCGUUUAUACUCUUUUACUCAUUCCAAUUCUCUUCAAUUCUUCAUCUUUUAUGUUAAUCCAAACACCACCCAUGUUUUAUUUUAUAAACCCUCCUCUGAUUUCCUUCUAAUUCGCGCAUAAUUGUUCUAAUAUUUUCUGGGUUUUUGGUUUGAGAAUUAGGGUUUUAUAGAAAAUGGGUGGUGCUUGUUCAAUUGGUUGUAUGGGAGGGAGAAUUAGUUCUGAAGAAUUGGAUGAAAAUGUAGAGAUGAAGAACCAAAACAGCGAUAUAAGCAUUAAUAAUAAUCUUAAAAGAAGGAAAAGUUUCGGAAAUUUGAAGAAGAAAAAAAACAAGAAUUCGCUUGAUGAUCCCAUUUCUGCUUCUCCCCAGAGGUUUUAUUCUGGUGAAUUGGGGAUUUCUGCUGAUCUUAAGGUUCCACCUAGAGGUUCGUCAUUUAUCGGAAGAGCUAGUUAUGCUGGCUUGGAGAAGGCUGUUGAUGUCUUAGAUGCGCUUGGAAGUGGAAUAACAAACUUGAGUAAUAGUGGAUUUUUGACCGGCAAGGUGGCCAAGGGUAGUAAAAUAUCGAUAUUGGCAUUUGAAGUAGCAAACACAAUUACACGAGGAACAAAUCUCAUGCAAUCUCUCUCCAAGGAUAAUGUAAGGUUCAUAAAGGAGGAUGUUAUUCCUUCUGAAGGGGUUGAAAAUUUGGUUUCUUCGGACAUUAAGGUCUUGCUUCGUUUAGUUGCUUCAGACAAAAGGGAGGAACUUGAUGUUUUUUGCAAAGAAGUUAUCAGAUUCGGUGACCUUUGUAAAGACCCGCAAUGGCAUAGCUUGAAUCGGUUUUUUAUGAAACUGGAUUCAGAAAAUGCAGUAUACGGACCUCCAAGAGAUCAUGUAGAAGCAAAAAUGCAUGAAUUGAUGGCUUUGGCUCAGCAUACUUCUGAAUUAUACCAUGAGCUGAACGCUUGUGACAGAUUUGAGCAGGACUACCGCCAGAAGGUCGAAGAAUUAAAGUCUUUAAAUUUGCCUCGUAAAGGAGAACAUCUAAUGAUGUUAGACAACGAGUUAAAACAACAAAAGAAGAUUGUAAUGAGUUUGAAAAAGAAGUCCCUUUGGUCAAAAAAGUUGGAAGAGGUUAUCGAGAAGCUUGUUGAUAUUGUCGCCUUCAUCCAUCAAGAGAUCACAGAAGUAUUUGAAGCAGGUGGAACAAAAUCUGGCGAAGAAGAUGCAGCUGCUCAGAGAUUAGGGCCUUCUGGUCUUGCUUUACACUACGCUAAUAUCAUUAACCAAAUUGAUAACAUUGCAUCAAGGCCCGGUUCCCUUCCUCCGAAUAUAAGGGAUACAUUGUAUCGCAGAUUACCAGUUAGUGUCAAGAAUGCCAUGCGCUCCAGUUUGCGGAAACUCCAUCACAAUGACAAGGUUGAAAUCCCUCAAAUUAAAGCAGAAAUGGAAAAAACGCUUCAAUGGCUUGCUCCUAUGGCGUCAAACACUCUAAAAGCGCAUCAAGGUUUUGGAUGGGUUGGAGAAUGGGCCAAUGCGAGCAUUGAAUGUAACAAGAAGACGGCUGUAAAUGGCAGCUUAAUCCGUCUUGAAACACUCUAUCAUGCAAACAAAAAGACAAUGGACGAUCACAUCCUCACACUCAUCACUCUACUUCACCAGUUAGUAAUCGGAAUGAAUCGCAAGGAUUAUACACACAAGACAUUACCGCAGCUUCAGUCUCCUAGCAAAAAGAUCCUGAUGCUUAACCCUCCCGUUACAAGGUUUCCAUCCCUAAGUGAUGUUAGUAAACCCAUGAAAAUCGAGCUCACUGAAGAGGACCGAAAAUUGCUAGAAAUAAUGUGCAAAACAAGGAAUACUCCCGGAAUCAGCAAAAGUCAGGAAUUUGGCAAGACAUCUCAUAGGAUACCCAAAUCUUGGAGUUGGAGUAAGAGUAGCAAAAGUUCUCCGUACGCAGGCGCGAUCUCUUCAUACAAACAACAUUCCGGGGAGCUGCAUCACACAUUUUUUCUAUAAUGAUAUACCUUAAAAGUCAUCGUCAUUUAUUUGUUACGAUUCUAAUGUAUAUGAUGGCAUAUAUCCUUGUUUUUUUUACUGUACAUACAUAGAUAUAGAAUUAUUGAUGGAUUAUAUUCAACUGACUUCAUUCUCUUGAUUUAGGUAUAUGAUGUAAUAAACAUAGUCAAGUUUUAGUUCCAUUAGCUAGUCUGGGAUUUUAAGAAGUGCAAAUCUGAAUUUUUGAUCUUUGAUGGCA
Amaranthus tricolor (Joseph's coat) is the source of this 2367-nucleotide messenger RNA. RefSeq names its product protein PSK SIMULATOR 2-like. Gene Ontology annotation, biological process: positive regulation of growth. NCBI's taxonomy places the organism in Eukaryota, Viridiplantae, Streptophyta, Magnoliopsida, Caryophyllales, Amaranthaceae. The coding region runs from base 309 to 2129 and encodes 606 amino acids. The transcript is spliced from 12 exons. The record is from RefSeq and is a predicted model, not a curated record.